AUGAAACAAAUCCCAUACUACGAGCGCGACGUUGAUUUCGAGGCCCUCGCGAAACAAGACGCGGACUUUGCUGCCAUCGCCCAGACUGCAAAGAGCAGAGGCUUCAUCGAUUUUCGAAAUCCCAAAAUCGUGCAACAACUCGCCAAAUCACUCCUCAAUCAAGACUUCAAGCUUUCGCUGUCCCUCCCGGAUGAUCGCCUCUGUCCACCGAUUCCCGUCCGAUGGAACUACAUCCGCUGGAUCCAAGACCUGCUCGACACGACAGACUCCUCUUACCGAGACACGCCAGAUCCCUCGCGCGAAGUCGUAGGUCUGGAUAUUGGAAUCGGCGCAUCAUGUAUCUAUGCUCUGCUCGCCUGCUCCAAGCGGCCAGAGUGGCGAAUGGCAGGCACGGAUAUUGAUGUUCACUCUCUUGAAUGCGCUCAGCAGAAUAUCAACGUCAAUGGACUUGGAGAGCGAAUCAAAUUGAAACAUAUGCAAGUUGAUGGACCGAUUCUACCGCUGGAUUUGCUGAAAAUUGAGGAGAUGGAUUUUACGAUGACGAAUCCUCCAUUCUAUUCUUCGCAGCAGGACUUUCAGGCUAGUUCUAAGCAUGGCUCUGCUGAGGAUUCUACUGCUGCUUCUUCUGUAGUGUGCACUGGAGCGGAGAACGAGAUGAUUUGCGAGGGCGGCGAUGUGGGAUUCGUGAUGCGGAUUCUCAGAGAGAGUCUGGUGUUGAGGGAACGGGUGCAGUGGUAUACAGCCAUGCUUUCGAAACUUGCUUCCUUGCAGCAAGUCGUAGCGGCACUCAAAGAACACGGUAUCUCGAACUAUGCUGUCACGUCGUUACAACCUGGCCAGAGAACUAAACGAUGGGCUGUAGCGUGGAGUUUUGGAGACAUGCGGCCGAGAAAUGAUAUCAGUCGACAUGGGGAGCUGGUACAAGCUGUUCUACCAYUGCCGACAGCUCAGACGAUCAGUACUCCAAUGCAGGAUACAAUUUGGGCGGGCAAAAAGGUCGAUGAGACGAUCAAGGGGCUUGAUGUGAAGUGGCAGUGGCGGUCAGGUUCGCACAUGGGGGUCAUGGAGGCGAGAGAGAAUGUGUGGUCCAGAGCUGCAAGAAGGAAGAAGAAGUUUCAGGGCGAGAAGAUCGAUGACCAGGGAAGUGGGGAGAGCAAGGACGAAAUGAUGGUGGAUGAGAGUGAGGAGGAGGAGCCUGUGGCUUUGGCGGUAAAGAUUACGUGCAAGAAUGAAGAAGUUGAUGUGCGAUGGCUGCGGGGACAUGACCAUGUGGUCUUUUCGAGUUUCUGCGGUAUGCUGAAACGCGCUCUAACUGGACGAGUGUGA
Ramularia collo-cygni is the source of this 1326-nucleotide messenger RNA. RefSeq lists its product as uncharacterized. The transcript is spliced from 2 exons. NCBI's taxonomy places the organism in Eukaryota, Fungi, Ascomycota, Dothideomycetes, Mycosphaerellales, Mycosphaerellaceae. The record is from RefSeq and is a predicted model, not a curated record. The coding region runs from base 1 to 1326 and encodes 441 amino acids. Gene Ontology annotation, molecular function: 23S rRNA (adenine(1618)-N(6))-methyltransferase activity. Gene Ontology annotation, biological process: rRNA base methylation. Gene Ontology annotation, cellular component: nucleus.